Molecule: messenger RNA, 1306 nt
Organism: Aspergillus aculeatus ATCC 16872
Lineage: Eukaryota; Fungi; Ascomycota; Eurotiomycetes; Eurotiales; Aspergillaceae
Product: alpha/beta fold hydrolase
Exons: 7
Coding region: 127-1146 (339 amino acids)
Molecular function (GO): catalytic activity
Source: RefSeq, a predicted model, not a curated record
UCUUGACUAUGCAGCAAUUUGUCUUGCUAAUUCAACUGUCUUUGACUGUCCUUUCAGUUGACUGUCCUUUCAGAAGUAGUUAUACUCGCAGCAUAAAACCAUCCUUUCGUUUUGUGGUAUCCAGAAAUGGCGGUAGACAAGAUCGACGUCACCGGCGACCCGCGAGUCGAGCGCCGCUCCGCCAACCUCAAUGGCAACACAUACAGCUACUUGUAUAGCGAGCCGGAGUCGGGGGUAUACCGCGCCACCAUUUUCCUGCUCCAUGGCUUCCCCGACCUCUCCAUGGGAUGGCGCUACCAGAUUCCCAUGCUCAUCAACAUGGGGCUCAGAGUAGUAGCCCCAGAUUGUCUGGGCUACGGACAAACCGACGCCCCCGAAAACUUCCACCUCUACUCGCACCGCAACUGCGCCAACGACAUCAAAGAACUCGCCUCCCACCUCGACGCCGACCAGAUCAUCCUCGGCGGACAUGACUGGGGCGCCGCCCUCGCCUACCGCGUCGCCCUGUGGCACCCGACGCUCGUCUCGCACGUCUUCACCGUCUGCGUGCCCUACGCCCCGCCCACGCGCAAGUACCUAUCGCUGGAGGCGCUGACGGAGCGCCGCAUCGCGCCGCACUUCGGCUACCAGCUGCAGUUCCGGGGCCGGGCGCUUGAGCGGAACGUGCAGGGGAAGGCGGAACUCGCGCGGUUCCUCUCGGCGCUGUACGGCGGGCGCACGGCAGACGAGGAGAAGAGCGUCGCGUUCGACGCCGAGGUCGGGGUGCUGUGGGAUCGGUUGGAGAAGGUGGCUGGGUCGGGGUUGUUGAGUGAGGUUGAAUUGGACUACUACGCCACCGAGUUUGCGAGGAAUGGGCUGCGAGGACCUUUAAACUGGUAUCGCACCCGCAAGAUCAACUACGAGGAUGAACUGGCCAUCCUCAACCGCCGCAUCACCGCCCCGUUGCUCUUCAUCCAGGCCCUCAAGGACCCUGCCCUGCCGCCUAAUCUCGGCGGCGGCAUGACCAGGACGAUCCCGCAUUUGACCUACAAGCAGGUGAGCACGGGCCAUUGGGCGCUGUGGCAGAAGCCCGAGGAGGUCAAUGAGAUUAUCGCGUGGUGGUUGGAGGAGGUUGUCUUUGGGAGAGCGGGGUUGUCGAGAUUGUGAGAGUUUGCCUUUUUUUCUACCUGAAGGGGGGGGAGGGGGCUUUUGUAUUGCUUUAUUUGUGGGCUUUGUGGGUGGGAAUUGCUGGAUUGAUUCCCUGGGUUGCUUCAUACUUACUGGUUGGGUUGGAUUGUGUUCCAAGUGACUGCGUCAUACAAUUCAC